Perca flavescens (yellow perch) is the source of this 2868-nucleotide messenger RNA. RefSeq names its product DEAD (Asp-Glu-Ala-Asp) box helicase 21 (gene ddx21). The transcript is spliced from 16 exons. The record is from RefSeq and is a predicted model, not a curated record. Bases 125 to 2407 code for a protein of 760 amino acids. Lineage: Eukaryota; Metazoa; Chordata; Actinopteri; Perciformes; Percidae. Gene Ontology annotation, molecular function: ATP binding; RNA binding; RNA helicase activity.
ACCUACUGUUUGGUGAACACACUUCCUCGCGAGUUGAGUCGCGCAGCUUUGCGCGUUCCUUUCCAUCCGCGUGCCCGUGUGUUAGCCUGUGUGUCUACACUGAGGGAUUCCAUCAAGAAGAGAAAUGCCGUCAAAAAUCAUAUUUGAUACCGAAGAUCAAGCCAUGGAGGACGAUGUGGACACUGUCGCGGAGGCUAAACCCCUAAAGAACAAGACCAAGGAGGGCAAGAAACUGAAGAAGAAGCAGUUGCAGGACCAGGAAGAGCAAGAGGACCCGGACUGUGAACCUCCAGCACCGAAGAAGAAAAAGAAAAAAGACAAGCUGGCAGUGGACCAAGUGAACGGCAACAUAGAUGAGGCCACAGACAUGAACGGCAACAGUAAUGGUCUCGAAACACCAAAGAAGAUUAAGAAAAAAGCCGAAGGAGACACAGAGAAAAAGAAGAAGAAGCAAAAGAAAGCAAUCGAAGAGGCAGAAUCCAACGGACAUUCCACCCCAAACACCCCUGUCCAGACGCCCAUCCAGACACCAGCACAGUCAAGUGAAGACUCUGCUAGUGACAGCGAAAAAGAACAGGAGGAGACACCAGAGCAAAAGGAAGGGGCCUUCUCCAACUUCAGGAUCUCCCAAUUCACCAUUGAUAAACUAAAAGCUCGGGGAGUCUCUUACCUGUUUGACAUUCAGGUGAAGACAUUUAAUUCUGUAUACGAUGGAGAGGACGUAAUUGCCCAAGCCCGAACAGGAACGGGAAAGACUUUUUCAUUUGCCAUCCCUUUGGUGGAGAAGCUCCAGAGGGAGACAGUGCAGUUCGCCAGAGGCCGCGCUCCCAAGAUACUGGUAUUAACGCCAACCAGAGAGUUAGCUAUCCAGGUCGCAAAGGACUUCAAAGACAUCACCAAGAAACUGUCUCUCACCUGUUUCUAUGGAGGCAGCUCAUACAAUCCACAGCUCGAAGCUAUCCGUAAUGGUAUCGAUAUUUUGGUCGGCACCCCUGGUCGCAUCAAAGACCACCUCCAGAACAAUAAACUGGACCUCUCUAAACUGAAACACGUUGUUCUGGAUGAAGUAGACCAAAUGUUGGACAUGGGAUUUGCAGAACAGGUUGAAGAGAUUUUGUCUUCAUCAUAUCAGAAAGACUCUGACUCCAACCCACAGACUCUUCUGUUUUCGGCCACCUGCCCCCCCUGGGUCUACGAGGUUGCCAAGAAAUACAUGAGACCUGAGUGCAAACAUGUUGAUCUGAUUGGCAAGAAAACACAGAAAGCUGCAACAACUGUAGAACAUCUGGCCAUAGCGUGCCACUGGUCACAGCGUGCAGCCGUGAUCGGAGAUGUGAUCCAGGUUUACAGCGGCAGCCAUGGCAGAACCAUCGUGUUCUGCGAGACAAAGAAAGAGGCCAAUGAACUUUCCCUUAAUGCAUCAAUCAAACAGAGCACGCAGACCCUCCAUGGUGAUAUUCCUCAGAAACAGAGAGAGAUUACGCUGAAGAGCUUCAGGAAUGGGGGUUUUGAGGUUCUGGUUGCCACCAAUGUUGCAGCCCGUGGAUUAGACAUCCCUGAAGUCGACCUGGUGGUCCAGUGUUCUCCACCCAAGGAUGUGGAGUCAUACAUCCAUCGUUCAGGACGUACGGGCAGAGCAGGCAGGACUGGAGUCUGCAUCUGUUUCUACCAGAGGAAAGAGGAGGACCAGCUGCGCUACGUGGAAAACAAAGCAGGUAUCACAUUCAGAAGAGUUGGUGUCCCCACCGCCAACGAUAUCAUCAAGUCAUCAAGCAAGGAUGCUGUCAGGUUUCUGGACUCUGUUCCAGCUGCAGCCAUCGGGUACUUCAGAUCGUCAGCUGAGAAGCUGAUUGAGGAGAGAGGAGCAGUCGAUGCACUAGCUGCUGCCCUGGCACAUAUUUCUGGAGCCACAAGUCUAGAGCAGAGGUCACUGCUCAACUCUGAUGCUGGUUACACCACUGUGCAGAUGGUGUGUUCUCAGGAGAUGCAUAAUCUGGGUUACGCCUGGAAAUCCAUCAAAGAACAACUUGGAGAAGAGUUUGAGAACCACAUUCAGAGAAUGACCUUCCUCAAAGGCAAAACGGGAGUUUGUUUUGAUGUCCCAGCUGACAAAGUCAAGGAGAUUCAGGACAGCUGGAAGGACGGUCGCCGUUGGCAACUGACUGUAGCCACCGAGCUCCCAGAGCUGGAGGAGAAGCAGUUCAGUAACCGUGGCGACAGAGGCUUUGGCGGUGGUAGCCGCGGCGAUAGAGGAGGAGGGUUCAGAGGUGGAAGGGGGCGGAGCUUUGGGGGAAAUGGUGGCCGUAGUAACGGGUUCCGGAAUGGUGGUGGCGGCGGCGGCGGUGGUGGCUAUAGCAACAACAGAGGAGGACACAAACGCAACUUCAGUCAAGCUUUUGAUUAUUGAAGUGCCAACCUGUGGGCUGGCUUAUAAUCUGUCUCCAUAGGCUGAAUUGUAAGCUCUUAUAUAUUCGAGUUUCAUAUACAGUACAUGAAAUGACCAAUUGCAUGUUAUCUGAUAAGUUGGAUUCAUGUCCAAUUAGCCAUUUCCUACUGGUUUAAGAUCAGGUUUUCUGUGUAUAGUAUAUUAAGACAGGACCACUGGCAGCCAUAUUUAAAGGCCUGAUGUGUGCUUCUUUUAGGUGACACAGUAGUUGUUUCUGCUCUGCACCCAAUGAGAGCAGUGAUGAAACGGGUGUUAACCUUUAAAGUUUUGCUCAGUGUCCAAUGGCUGCCUUACCCUCAGCUCAAACCUCUGUCCCCAAAGAUGUAUUGGAUGAUUGCGUUGCAAUUGCCUCUAUUUAAUAACUGUGCCUAGUGCUUCCAUUCAUUUGAAUGUAAAGACUAAUUAAAAAAAGGUCAACUCAG